AUGGUGUUUCGCUGGCCAGUUGGUUCGGCGGAGUUGGCGCUGCUCAAGACGGGUUCCGUCGUGGGCAUUCUGGCACUGCCAUCGAUAUUCCAGGCAGUUGGGUUGCUCUACGGAGCACUGCUCUGCGUGGCGUGCGUCUGCACUUCGGCGCUGGCCAUUGUGCUGCAGGCGCAAGUGGCCGAAUACGUCCCCAAUGGGUGUGUGUCGUUCUUCAUACUCGCCGAGAUGGUCGACGACCGCCUGCCCGUGCUAUUCGACAUCGCAAUGGUUGUCAGGGGGCUCGGUGUCUCGACAGCGUAUCUGGUCAUCGUGGGGGACUUGCUCCCGCAGUUGUUCCCAGCACAAUGUAUCCCCGCAAGGUGGCUGUGCAUUCUACUUGUCGCGGCCUGCCUCGCUUUGCCGCUGAGUUGCAUACACGGGCUUAGCGUCUUGGGAUACUCUCCCAUUCUGUCAUCGACGCUCACCGCUGUCCUCGCAGUGUGCAUGCCGCUGUUUUACCUCUUUGGUGGAGUAUCACCCUUUGACGCGGGCACCGUAACCAGAGCGACUAGCAACGGUGCCCCGAGGCUGCUAGGCUUGCCCCUGCUCAUGUUCAUGUUCACCUGUCACCAAAACAUAUUUCCGACACUGAACUGCGCAAGGGAGAGGGGCCUCAAGCACACACUGAGGGUCCCACUCACGUACUUGGCCGCGUACGCAGCGGUAUGUCUCAUUUGCGGUAUCACGGGGUACCUGACCUUCCACAAAAGUACACGAACGAUCCCGAGCAACGUUCUGUUGCUGUACCCACAGGGAAGCAUCCUCGGAACACUCUGCCGUGUCACUACAUUGCUGAGUGUCACAUUGAGUUUCCCGCUCCUGUGCCAUCCGACAAGGGCCGCAUUGAACCACAUUUGGGCACACUGGGGACGCGGCCAGGACAGCCAGGCAAGCCAACCGCGGUACAAGACGGACGCCACUGUGGACGAGACGGAGUGGACCCCGCUGAUCUCGAUCGAGGGCCGCAGGGUCUCCGUCGACGAGAUGGUCGAGGAGGGGUACACUAAGUCGCUGCCCCUGCGGAACAACCCAUGUUCCACGGACAGCGCGUGUACAGGUGGGACAACGGCAAGCUUUAUCGCAAUCACAAUACUCCUCGUGGCGGUACCGACAUGCCUCAGCGUCUUUAUAGACAGUGCCACGCUGGGGGCAGUCCUGGGGCUCGUCGGUAUCACAGCCUCGGUGACCGUCGGGUACGUACUCCCGGGCAUUCUCGGCUGGAACCUCAUCGGGAUAGAUCUCGCAGCGACACACUGGGAAAGCCGGCGCGGCAGCACCCGCCUGAUCAAGUACGCUGACGGGCGCUCUACGCUCGCGAUGGGCAAGCGGAGGAUUAGCCGCCGCUGCCGUCUACGUAGUCGCGACAACCCGUUGAACCCAGGGCACAUACGCCCCACAUAUACAGUUCAUAUACAGCCGUUUCUAUCAAAGGACCUCAAGACGCGAAUUUCUAUUGUCCUUUCCGGAAUUUGCCUGCGAUUAACGCGUAGUUUAAUUUUUGAUCUCGAUGCAUCUGACGCUCGAAGAGUGUUUCCUUUGCAGGUGGGCAGCUGUCUGUACUGGUGGUGGGACACACGGUUGUGUUUGUACGUAGUUUAA
Molecule: messenger RNA, 1638 nt
Organism: Huiozyma naganishii CBS 8797
Lineage: Eukaryota; Fungi; Ascomycota; Saccharomycetes; Saccharomycetales; Saccharomycetaceae
Exons: 1
Coding region: 1-1638 (545 amino acids)
Biological process (GO): amino acid transmembrane transport
Cellular component (GO): fungal-type vacuole membrane
Molecular function (GO): L-tyrosine transmembrane transporter activity; L-glutamate transmembrane transporter activity; L-histidine transmembrane transporter activity
Source: RefSeq, a predicted model, not a curated record